AUCCUCCGCCGUGGGGGCGGAGGGGAGGAGCGGCCGGCGUGGUGGUGCUGCUGGGGGCCUCGGGCUCGCUCGCCGCCGCUAGCCCCCUCCCCCUCCUGCAUUCGCUGCUAGGGGCGUCGGGACCCCAGGCGAUUUGGAGUCGGCACCGCGGCAGGACAGUGGAUUUCUGGACUGCGUCGAGAUCUGAGAACUGAUGGGCCCUGACCUAGGGAGAGUAAGAAGUCUCUCCUCAAUGGCCCUUGGUGAAGAAAAGAUUUUGACAGAGAGUGAGACUGAAGCAGAGACAGUGCUGGAUGGGAAUGGCAAGCCCCGUGGAGGUUGGAAGAGCCAGGAACUAGAAGCGCAUUGCUCAAAAGCUCUGGGCAGUAUGCAACAUUUCCUGGAUGCCAGUGGGGGACAAUGCUUCCCAUUGGGGGAGGAAGAAGAGUUGACCGGCAGGAAGGCCGCCCCUGACCACAGCACUGUGGCUGGAGCGUGGAAGAAAAACCAUACCGACAAAGAAGGCAAAACCCAGAGCUCAGAGAGAGAGCCUUUCAUCACUGGCUCUGAACCUGUUUUUAGCCAUUUACUUCCUGAAAACAGGACUGGAACAGGGACAGGAGACCUCUUGCUUACAGUAGGAGCCCAGAUGGAGGAGAAAUUGUGUCUUGACUCUCCAGCGCUACCUCAGAACAUCGCUGACCCUCUAGUCAGGACACUCAGCUCAGGAGAGGUUGCUGACGAUGAAGAUGACCGGUCCAGUUUUGAAUCCCCCCGAAUCUAUGGUCCGAGGCAGCAGUCUUCCAACUCCAGUUCUUCUUUCUCAUUGAGGUGGAGAUCUUUGCUGAACCUCGAUUUAUCUGGCCUUUCUCUUUCCAGUCACAGCUUUCCCACCUCACCUACCCCAAGUGGUUUUCGAGAGAAGACAGGAUCCCAAACCCUGUGGCCUGCUAACAGCUCUUCACUGGAGCCCAGAGCCUCAUAUUUGCCAUCUGGUUGUUUGAGCUCUGCAUUGGACCCCGUGCCUCCAACACAUGGGAUGCCAUGUCUAGCAUCCUGCAGCGGUGGAGCUGUGGCUGAAACAAGCAGGAGGCGGUGCUCCUUUCAGGCUGAUUAUUGGGCCUGUGUGCUGCCCGAUUCCUUGCCUCCGUCUCCUGAUCGUCGCUCCCCUCGCUGGAAUCCAAAUAAAGAGUAUGAAGACUUGCUUGAUUACACUUACCCGUUAAAGCCCAAGACCCAGCUUCCAAAGCACAUUGACAGCCGUGUGCUGGCCGACCCCUUCCUGCACGACUCAGGUGUUGACCUGGAUAGCUUUUCCCUCUCCCCUGAGAACACCCUGAAGUCCCCCGCUACUCUGUCCCAUGACUGCCUGCCCACAGAACCAGAUGCCCAGCUCCCUCCAGAACCCAGAAACUGGGAUGAUAGGUUUUCUCCUGUGGUGUUGCAGACCCAGGGUAACUUCGGAUCAGCAGCUUCUGGUCAAUUUACUUCUACUCCCAAAGCCAGUAGUAGACAUACUCUUAAGAAUGACAAGGAGCAGCCCCUAAUGAACUUCAGGAAGGAACACAGGAAGCCUGUGGGAAGAUGCCUUGAGGAACACUUGCCGUCACCAGGAGAGUGGUCCCCAGGGAGUUCCUUUUCAACACUUAGAGGAAAGAAAAGUGGGAGUGGUCAUCUCCAGUAUCUUUCCCUUGAGGCUCCAGCUGCAUCAGGGCGGAAAACACAAGAGGAUCUAGAAAUUGAAGAAGAGUAUCUUGCUCUGCCCCCUCGGCUGACCCAGGUUUCCAGUCUGGCUCCCUAUCUGUCUGUCAUUCAGACAGCCGAUUCUCAGCCUUCCGUAACCACCAAAGGGCAAGGUUUAUCAGCUGCCUCUAGUGGGAACGAGCCAACUCCCCCUUUGCACCCUAGCAAAAGGCAGUCUCCUACUUGGGAAGAAUCCCUAGGGAAGUGGGGUACUACAGACCGGGGUUGCUAUGCUCAGAUCCCCCGCUCUCAGUUUCAAGAACUUGAUAGGGAAGGUGACGCUAAUAUAUUGAUCAGUCAGGACCCAGGAGGCCCAGCCAGCCGACUGAGGACAGUCUCCUCCUUUAGGGAAAUGCUUGUUGGGCUGGCUUAUUCUGACUUGAAACCAGAAGAGCAGCAUCUAAAGAAGGAGAGCGACCGAGAAAGAGAAUCCCUUCUACAGUGUGUGAAGAUAUUUUGCUGUCACCUGGAAGAGUUGAUUUGCUGGCUGUAUAAAGUAGCUGAAGUUACAGACAACUUGAUUCCUCCAAAGUCUAACCUUGCAAGCCUCAAGUCUUCCCUGCAACUUUAUCGUCAAUUUAAAAAAGACCUAGCUGAACACCAAUCCCUCACUGAGAAUGUUGUACAGAAAGGGGAAAUUCUGCUCCAGUGCUUGUUGGAUAACACACCAGUUUUAAAGGAUGUUCUUGGAUUGAUUGCAAGACAGUCCAGUCAGCUUGAGGACCAUGCAGAACGCCUGUAUGACUCAGUCUUAGCAGCUCUAGACAUGAUGGCUGGGAACAAUUCUGGCCCAGACAGUAAGCCAGUUACGUGUGGAAAGAUAUGAACCAGGUAACAUCUCAAGCAGUAUUGGAAUCCAGAAUUGGUCCAGACGUAGUUGUUUGGAAAAACAAGAACUUGCUGGAAGCCCAGCAAAAGCAAUGGUUUUAUUUUUUUGUUUUGUUUUUGCCAGAUCACACUAUUGUAGCAGAACCACAGCGCUGACCUACUGUCUCUAAAUGAAUUUCUUGUGUGUGAAAAAGUGGAAAGCUACUUGAACUAUUAUUGAAACCGUGAAUCCUCUAAUGAGAACCUUUAAAGGGGAAAAGCAGAAGCCUUCCAGAUCAAGGUUUUCCUCAAAUGGUGCUCCCAGUGACUUUAUAGGGAUUGCCAAGCAACUCAGCUUCUCAGUUCAUAGAAAAUAGCCUAAGUGACAAGUCUGUCCCCUUAAAAAGAAAAGGGAAUGGCAACAGUUCUCAUAGCCACAGUUGUCUCAGGAACUGGUUUGCGUCACUUGUUUUAUUAAGUGUCCACAGAGGGCUAGGAAAUAUGACAUUGAAAAGACUUGGGCUCCAAUUAAAAGAGGUGUCAGUGGCCAGAGGCUUUUGAUUUUUCCACAAAGAAACUUCAUUUGAGAAACCUUAUUUUGCAUGUUUACAACAAGAAAGGCAUUUAUACUUGACCUGCUGAUGAAAAUGAAGACGACUCAUUGAAAGGUUGGAAGAUAUUAACACUAGUUUUCUUGCUGAGGACAAUGAUCUUCUCUCUUGAAUAGAAAGAUGGCACCUCAGUAAACAUUAAAUGCUUGUUCCUGAAGACACUUUAGAUUCUUAUCAAAUGGAUGAUUUGAUGCGAUUUUUAUCUCCAGCUCUUGGGUAACUUACAGUAUUUGGCCUCACUUAAUUCCUCAAAGUUUAGUUGUAAGUGUACUUCUACCCUUAGAAAAAGCAGAAGAUGGAGUCUCCUUAAUUUAACCAGUUCAGUAAUUUUGUACCUUUUUAGAUCAGUGACGCAGAAAACUCCAUUUUCACAAACUUAAUUUUUUCUCAGGUCAUGAAUGAAGAAAUAAAAAGGAAAGCAGGUGGAAUAUAAAAAUCCUAAUAACCAAAAAUUGAGAAAGGGGUGUUGAAUAGUGGAGUAUUAGAAAAACGCACUUAGACCUUUGGGGAAUACUUUGAGAUUUGAAUAUGUUGCUUUAGAAAGAAAAAUCUGUUACAUUUAUGAAGGACGGGAUAGGUCAGCUAUUGAUUUAAUGAAUUAAACUGUGAGGUUAGAGGUACACAUUCUAAAUCAGGGCUUGCUUCUUAAACUUUUUCCACUUGCAACCCAGGGUAUAUAGGUAUAUAGAUUAAGUAUACAUAACCUUUUCCUAUUGCCAAAGUUUUCACAACCCCCAGAUUCAGUUACUCGACUCCAUGUGGGGUUUGAGACCCAUAGUUUAAGAAGCUUUGUUCUAAAAAUUGGUUCGUACAGACUUUAAGUCCUGAUGUCAGUAUUAAGAUUUCAAAUACUUGUACAAGCAUUACGUGAUUUAGUGAACAAAUUAAACUGCUACUCCAAAAAAAGGAAAAAGAAAAAGUCCAACAUUCAACUCUAGCCAAGAAAAUUGCAAGCCCCUGUUGUGGUAGUAUUAAACCUCUCUGAAGCUAGAUUACGAUAAUGUUCUGGGACAUACAAAAUGUAAACUGCUUACCAAUAAUGGUCUAGCCAUUUCAAAUUGUUAGUCAUGCAUUACAGAAUUCCUGCCAAGUCUGUUCUAUGGAAUUCUCAUUAAGGUGGUAAAAUUUUUAUGGAGAGGAAAUAAUCCUCUAAGACUUAAGACCAAUUAAAACACAAAAUGAAAUCUUUCUAGAUGUAUUUUUAAUUAAAUUAAUAAUAUACAUUGUGGAGUAACAGAAGGCUAAAGACAACUCAGGGAUGUGACUCUGUGAUCCUGGGCAGGUGGGACCUUUUAGUGCCCUGCCCUUUUUCCUUCCCUUCAGGCGGGUCUUUAGCUAAGACUGCUAGCAAGGAAUUGCUAUUCUGUAUUGAUGGAUAAAGUCAACAUGUUGGAAGUUCUGACGGUCUUGUAAACACUUCUCUCCCCUCCAAGAAAAAGGUUACAAAAACCAACCCUUUGCCCUAUUGCGACAGUUUGGUAUAGGAGAGAAAGAGUGCUGGCUGGGCUUGGAGUUAGAAAAACAAGGUUUCAAUCCUGCCACUGUCACUAGCUAUGUAACCUUGGGAAAAUCAAUGUACUAUGUGAAUGAAUACCCAUAGUAUGCAUCUCACAGAUUAUACUGUGAUGUUCAAAUGAAAAUGUUUGUAAAGCACUGUGUAAAAAAGGUUAACAGUGGGGCAGCUAGAUGGCGCAGUGGAUAGAGCACUGGCCCUGGAGUCAGGAGUACCUGAGUUCAAAUCCGGCCUCAGACACUUAACACUAAAAAACAAAAACAAACAAACAAAAAGCUUAACAGCUUCUUAAGAGUGUGGGCAGGGAAUAAGAAGACAGGUUCCAGGAGGUCAAAAAAUAUUUUCAUAAUAAUACAUUUUAAUUUCUAAAUGAGAAAUUUGAGGGUCCUUAAUUUUUAACUAAAAAGGGGUCUUUGGUUGCUUGUGAAUCUAUGUUAGUGUGGAGGGAAUUCCUGAUACUAGUGAAAUCACAAAUCUUUCAUCUUUUGCCCCCAAAUACAUGGUAAUCCUUAAAAAAAUUCUAGUUUGCCACAUUUGGCUUGAUUUUAAAACAGGAAUUUGUACAAGUCAGCUUUAUAAGUAGAACAUUCUGUGAAAGGAAAAUACUCAGUACUGUGUAAUAAGUGAUAGCAGAAAAUGGAAUUCUACACUCACAGUGCCUCCUGAGAUCUAGUACUAGAUUUAUACAACUUCUAAAAGGAACCUCCACAGAACAUUCUUGAAAGAGGCCCUUUUUCUGUGACACUCCAAUUUUUUAAGCUAUUAUAGCAUUCAAAUCCUUUUUCCAUUGAAUAGCAAAACAGUAUCUGUGGAAGCUAGAACUUUAUAGCUGGCUGAAAAUGCCAGAGAGCCAAUCAAUAGCCACUUGGGAGGUGUGGGCGGCAAUGAGGGUUAAGUGACUUGCCCAGGGUCACACAGCUGUUAAGUAUCAAGUGUCUGAGGCUGGAUUUGAACUCAGGUACUCCUGAAUCCACGGCCAGUGCUUUAUCCACUGCAUCACCUAGCUGUCCCAAUAGCUACUAUUCUUUAAAAAAAGAAAAUCAUAGCUUAGUAGCCAUGCAGUAAUGCUAAAAGGUAGGCCAAUGCAAGAAUUUGGGGGGUGGGAGGGGAUAUUUUUAUCACUGAAGUUAAAUCUACCUGGGCAAAGUUCCUGAAAUCAUUAAGACAUGUGAAAUGUUGCCUUGCAUUACAAACUCUUGAAACAAGUUUUGUUUAAUCCCAUGUCCCUAUUAGAAAAUAUUUUGGGGCGGCUAGAUGGCGCAGUGGAUAACUGGAUUCGGGAGUACCUGAGUUCAAAUCUGGCCUCAGACACUUAACACU
Molecule: messenger RNA, 5973 nt
Organism: Dromiciops gliroides (monito del monte)
Lineage: Eukaryota; Metazoa; Chordata; Mammalia; Microbiotheria; Microbiotheriidae
Gene: CEP68
Product: centrosomal protein 68
Exons: 7
Coding region: 194-2548 (784 amino acids)
Source: RefSeq, a predicted model, not a curated record